UUUCGUACAGGCACUGGAAACGAUGUAACGAGGUGUAGCCAUGAAUAAUUCACUCGGUUAAGAGGCAGAAUUUUGUCCGACUUUGAGACCUCCAGCGACACGAGAGCAACAGCGCCAAGAUGGGCGAGAUCCACGGGUCGGCGAGCUUCCUCCACCUGGGCGACAUCGUCAGCCUCUAUGCGGAGGGCAGCGUCUCGGGAUUUCUUUCUACCCUCGGAUUGGUGGACGACAGAUGCGUGGUAUGUCCCGAAGCUGGAGAUUUAUCAACUCCGCCAAAGAAGUUCAGAGAUUGCCUCUUCAAAAUAUGUCCCAUGAAUCGAUAUUCUGCUCAAAAGCAAUUUUGGAAGGCCGCGAAACAAAGCGCGAGCGGUACCGAUGCCGUGCUGCUCAAAAGACUUCACCAUGCCGCCGAAAUCGAAAAGAAGCAAAACGACACUGAGAAUAAGAAACUGCUGGGCAGCGUGGUCUCCUAUGGCAACGUCGUCCAGCUCUUGCAUCUUAAGUCUAACAAAUUCUUGACCGUCAACAAGAGGCUACCGGCGCUUCUCGAGAAGAACGCGAUGAGAGUAUACCUGGACGCGAAUGGGAACGAGGGCUCCUGGCUCUACAUAAUGCCCUUUUACAAGCUGCGCAGCGACGGCGACAGCGUCGUCGUCGGUGAUAAAGUGAUUCUGGAGCCGGUGAACGCUGGUAGACAGGGUAUACACGUGGCGGCGAACUACGAACUCAGCGACAAUCCGGGUUGCAAAGAGGUGAACGUGGUGAACACAGCUACCUCCUGGAAGGUGACGCUGUUCAUGGAGCACAGAGAGAAUCAGGAAGAGAUCCUGAAAGGUGGAGACGUGGUUCGGUUGUUCCACGCUGAACAAGAGAAGUUCCUUACGAUGGAUGAAUAUAAGAAGAAGCAACACGUGUUUCUGAGGACCACUGGCAGAACCAGUGCGACCGCGGCUACGAGUAGCAAAGCCCUGUGGGAGGUUGAGGUAGUGCAGCAUGACCCAUGCAGAGGAGGCGCUGGUCACUGGAAUUCUCUUUUUAGAUUUAAACAUUUAGCGACAGGUCAAUACUUGGCUGCUGAAAUAGACACCGACGAACCGCGUGAAACCAUAAAAGGCAAACGUGAUCCCCCUGGGCCAGUGUUUAGAUUAGUAUCAGUUCCACACAGUAACGAAAUUAGUUCAUUGUUUGAACUGGAUCCAACAACAUUAACCAGGGGUGAUAGUUUAGUACCUCAGUCGUCUUUUGUUAGGUUACACCACAUAUGUACAAAUACUUGGGUUCACUCGACAAGUGUACCAAUUGAUAAAGAUGACGAGAAACCUGUUAUGUCAAAGGUGGGCUGUGCUAUUAACAAGGAGGACAAAGAAGCGUUUGCUUUGAGGUCUGUGUCACCUGUAGAAGUGCGAGACCUCGAUUUUGCGAACGAUGCCUGUAAGGUGUUAGCUUUAAUAAGCGGUAAACUGGAAAUAGGCACAAUUUCCCACAAUGAGAGGCGAGCUGUGACUAGUUUACUGCAGGAUAUAGUGUAUUUCAUAGCUGGAUUAGAGAACGAGCAGAAUAAAUCUGAAGCAUUAGAGUUAAUUGUUACCAAUGCUGUAAGGGACCGACAGAAGUUAUUGAGGGAACAAUACAUACUUGGUCAAUUGUUUAAAAUACUUCAGGCUCCGUUCUUAGAGUCUGCGGAAGGCGAGGGACCAUUCCUUAGAAUAGAGGAACUGAAUGAUCCAAGGCAUGCACCAUACAAAUACAUGUUUCGUUUGUGUUACCGAAUAUUAAGACUUUCUCAACAAGACUACAGAAAGAAUCAGGAAUAUAUUGCCAAGCACUUUGCUUUCAUGCAAAAACAAAUUGGAUAUGAUAUCCUAGCGGAAGACACUAUCACUGCACUCUUGCAUAAUAAUAGAAAAUUGUUAGAGAAACACAUCACAGCUGCAGAAAUCGAGACGUUCGUGGGUCUUGUGAGGAAGAAUAUGCACAAUUGGGAAUCGAGAUUUUUAGAUUAUCUGUCGGACUUAUGCAUCUCUAAUAAAAAAGCAAUAGCAGUGACUCAGGAGCUGAUUUGCAAGAGCGUAUUGAGUGAAAAGAAUAAAGACAUACUAAUAGAAACUAGAAUGAUGAAAACUCAGGUUGAGGUGGAAGAACUUGAUGAAAAGCAAGAAAAUGGUGAACCACAAAUUACUGUCAUGGAGGAACUCGAAGUAUUUCUUUUAUGGAACAAUGAAAUGAAGUCAAUGUCAUUGAAUGAAUUAUCAAGGGGAGCAAGACUGGGCAGUGUUCAAGAUGCAGCAAUAUUAGACUACUAUAGACAUCAAUUAAAUCUUUUUAGUAAUAUGUGUCUGAAUAGACAGUAUCUAGCCUUGAAUAAUUUAUCACCUCAUUUAGAUAUUGGUCUUAUACUCAAGUGUAUGGAAGAUGAAACAGUGCCGUACGAAUUGCGUGCAUCAUUUUGUCGACUCAUGUUACACCUUCACGUUGAUAGGGAUCCGCAGGAGCAAGUUACUCCAGUAAAGUAUGCACGUCUGUGGUCUGAAAUUCCUUCAAAAAUGAGUAUCAACGAUUACGAUGCAAACAGAAUGCGGGAUCAAAAUAAAGAAGUUGUUUGGGCUAAAUUUAGCUCGACUAUAAUGUUUGUAGAAGAUUAUUUGUGUAACGUUGUUGCAAAAAUGUGGUCUUUCGCAGACCAAGAACAGAAUAAACUUACGUUUGAAGUCGUCAAACUGGCACGCGAUCUAAUAUACUUCGGAUUCUACAGUUUCAGCGACCUUUUAAGACUAACGAAAACAUUGCUAUGCAUUUUGGACUGUAUUUCGGAAAAUGAUGCCUCGGAAAGGAAAAUUCCAACUGGUGAUAUUGAUUCUGAAGGUGGAGUUCUGAGAUGUAUCGGAGAUAUGGGAGCAGUAAUGACAAGCUUAACAUUGGGUUCAGCUGGACAAGUAUUGGGCGGAAGUUCGUCUCCUAUGCCGAAACCACUCUCACAGAAAGAAUACCCGUUGGUGAUGGACACCAAGUUGAAAAUAAUCGAAAUUUUGCAAUUUAUUCUUGACGUUCGAUUGGACUAUAGGAUUUCUUGUUUAUUAAGCAUUUUCAAACAAGAAUUCGACGAAACCGAACGAGCCUCCGGUGAUUUGAGUCUCGGCCAAAAAAAUAUCGAUUUGGAACUAAUUGGUACCCAAGCAGAGGGUAUAUUCGGAAGCAGUGAGGAGUGUGUAGCGUUAGAUUUGGAUGGUCAAGGUGGCAGGACAUUUUUGCGUGUUUUACUCCAUUUGGCGAUGCACGACUAUCCACCAUUAGUUUCCGGAGCCCUACAUUUGCUCUUCAGGCAUUUUAGUCAACGGCAAGAAGUAUUACAAGCGUUUAAACAAGUACAACUGUUAGUUUCGGAUAGCGAUGUCGAGUCUUAUAAACAAAUUAAAUCGGAUUUAGAUGUUUUACGCCAGUCGGUCGAAAAAUCGGAACUUUGGGUGUACAAAUCGAAAGCAGCAGAAGAACAUGGUGGCAAGAAAAAGAAAAAUAAGGAAGAAGAAGAUGACGGAGCCACUCCACGGAAAACACCGCCUCAAUUAACAACAUCAGACAAGAAAGGAUCUGCAAUAGAUUUAGACAUUGGUCCUCCACUACACGCGGACCAGGCAGAAGAAUAUAAAAAAAUACAACAAAUACUGAUUCGCAUGAAUAAACUAUGUAUACAAACGAUAGGUGGUCAGCUAAAACCUCGGAAACACGAGCAAAGACUUUUACGCAACGUUGGUGUACACACUGUUGUGUUAGAUUUAUUACAAGUUCCAUUUGACACCAAAGAGGAUGUUAGAAUGAACGAGUUAAUGCGAUUGGCACAUGACUUUCUGCAGAAUUUCUGUUUGGGUAAUCAACAAAAUCAGGUUUUGUUGCAUAAACAACUAGAUUUAUUUUUGAAUCCUGGCAUACGUGAAGCUCAAACUGUGUGUAGCAUUUUUCAAGACAAUUCUACUUUGUGCAAUGAAGAAAUGUCAGGAAAUGGUAUUUUUGUGGAAAUGAUGCGAUCUGAAAGGCAUAGGAUGGAUGAAAGUAGUCCCUUAAAGUAUCAUGUGGAAUUGGUGAAAUUAUUGGCUUGCUGUACAAUGGGUAAAAAUGUCAAUACUGAAAUUAAAUGCCAUAGUCUAUUACCAUUAGAUGACAUUGUUGUUAUGGUAUCGCACCCAGACUGCAUACCAGAAGUUAAAGAAGCAUAUAUAAACUUCCUAAAUCAUUGCUAUAUUGACACAGAAGUGGAAAUGAAAGAAAUUUAUACAUCAAAUCAUAUGUGGUCGUUGUUUGAAAAGUCUUUUAUUGUAGACAUGGGUAUAAUAGCUACUGCCACGCAUGAUCGUGAACACGCUGAUACGGCUCUGGAAAAUUAUGUGACAGGUUGCCUAAUGAAUAUCAUUACAACGUUCUUUAGCAGUCCAUUUUCAGAUCAAAGUACUACAGUGCAGAAACAUCUGCACGAGGCUAGACUAUAUUGGAGCAUCAAGGAGAGUGACCGGAAUACUGAUAAUAAUCUUACUGGCUAUACACGACAACCCAUAUUCGUUCAGCUGCUACACGCAGCUUUUAAAGUGUCGCAAUGCUCGUGGCUAAAUGCUGGUCAAAGGUUUAAUGUAGAAAAUUGUAUAAGGACAUUGUCCGAUGUAGCUAAAGGUAGAGGGAUAGCCAUUCCAACUGAUCUGGAAAGCCAGGUUGCUUCCAUGUUUAAUAAAGCGGCAAUGCUCAGUAGACAAACAAGCAAAUGGCUUCAAGCUGCUAAACAACCGAAAAUAGAACGUACUCAAAGCCAGCUAAUGCGUUUGGAUCGAAGUAUCAUUGAAGGUUUACAAGACAUAGUGUCAUUACUGGAAGAACAGUUGAAACCGUUAGUACAGUCAGAAUUAUCUUUAUUAGUGGACAUUCUCUAUCGACCAGAAUUAUUGUUUCCAGCAGCAACUGACGCGAGAAAGAGAUGUGAAAAUGGUGGCUUUAUUCGAAGAUUAAUUAAACAUACAGAAAAGUUACUUGAAGAGAAAGAGGAGAAAUUAUGUGUAAAGGUGUUAAGGACUCUCAGAGAAAUGAUGGCCAUUGACCCUGAAUAUGGCGAAAAAAUCGAAGGUGUCUUGGAAGAAGAAGAAACUGAACAGAAGACCGAGCCACAAGUUGGAACAGGCUCUGUCGAUGAGUCUGAAACUCGUCAUAUGACUCAGCAAGAGCGGGGAGACGUGUUGAGAAACAAUCUGUUGACUCGCUACUUUGGAAAAUCAUUCAUACAAAAGCCGGAGAAUGUAGAAAUUGGAGUCUCCCAUACUGCUCCAGUUACUCAUGGACCAGGGGCCAAGCUUCUAAGCCGUGCAGGCAGGACACUACAUGAAAUACAGAGUCAUCUUGAUCGCGAGGGCGCAUCAGACUUGGUGGUAGAGUUAGUAAUUAAAAGUGUACAUUCCCCAAGCAUAUUUGUGGAAGCUAUAGAACUUGGUAUUGCAUUAUUGGAGGGUGGAAAUCCUAUUAUACAGAAAAGCGUGUUUAACAAACUGAUGGGUGGUGAUUUGAGCCAGUCGUUUUUCAAAGUAUUUUAUGACAAAAUGAAGGACUCCCAACAAGAAAUAAAAUCCACCGUAACAGUCAAUACAUCUGAUAUCGCAGCCAAGGCUCAUGAAGACAAGGAGCAGAACAAAGAAAUGGAGAAGAUCUCAAGGAAACAUACAACAGGAAAACCUAACGGAAUUGUGAUAACAGAUGAAUUACGGGAGGAAUUGAAUCAGGCUGCGUCGUCAACAGUACAAGCUUAUGCAAAUGUUCGAAAUCUUGCUCCCGGUGAGGAUGCAACAACCAAUGCGGCACUAGGUAGUGCAUUGGAGGAUAUGAUUGCUGAGAAGCUGGAAAGACAUCGUAGCGGAACAACAGGCUCAGAAAGAGAUGAAGGUCAAUUAAGUACGAAGGUUCUAGUAAUGCAACCAAUUUUACGGUUUCUGCAAUUGUUGUGUGAGAAUCAUAAUCGUGAUUUGCAGAAUUUCCUUCGCAAUCAAAAUAACAAGACAAAUUUUAAUCUGGUGUCAGAGACGCUCAUGUUCUUGGAUUGCAUUUGUGGUUCGACCACUGGAGGGUUGGGCUUAUUAGGAUUAUAUAUCAACGAACACAAUGUUGCGUUAAUUAAUCAAACUCUGGAGACUUUGACUGAGUAUUGCCAGGGACCAUGUCAUGAUAAUCAAAACUGUAUUGCUACUCACGAGUCGAAUGGACUAGACAUAAUAACUGCCUUGAUCUUGAAUGAUAUUAAUCCUUUGGGAAAGACUAGAAUGGAUUUGGUGUUAGAAUUGAAGAAUAAUGCCAGUAAAUUAUUACUAGCUAUAAUGGAGAGUAGAGGGGACAGCGAGAAUGCGGAGAGAAUUUUGUAUAAUAUGAACCCUAAGCAGUUAGUGGAUGUUGCAUGUCGAGCAUUCCAUCAGGAAUCGUUAGAUGAUGAUGGUGAUGUUGACGAUUCAUCGACCGAUGGGGAGGAAGGAGUAUCGCCGAAAGAAGUUGGACACAAUAUUUAUAUUUUAUGUCAUCAAUUAGCACAACAUAACAAAGAACUAGCUUCAAUGUUAAAACCAUCCGAGCAAAAUAAUGCGGAUCCGAAGAUUAAUAAAGCGCUUCAAUAUUAUGCAACUCAUACAGCUCAAAUUGAGAUUGUUAGACACGAUCGAACCUUGGAACAGAUUGUGUUUCCAAUUCCAGAAAUCUGUGAACUUAUUACUAUGGACACAAAGAUCAAAGUCUUACAUACCACAGAGCGGGAUGAUCAAGGAUCUAAAGUUUCGGACUUCUUUGAAAGAACAGAGGAUAUGUUCAAUGAAAUGAAAUGGCAGAAGAAACUUAGAGGUCAACCAGUGUUAUUUUGGAUGAGCAGUUACAUGUCAUUAUGGAGUAAUAUUCUAUUCAAUUGUGCAGUACUUAUAAAUCUUAUUGUAGCUUUCUUUUAUCCAUUUAUGAAAACUGUGCCUAUGCUAAGUUCACACUUAUCUGGUCUCAUUUGGACGGUAAUGCUUUCGUCUGCUGUUAUUGUGAUCACAUUACCAAGAGAAUCUGGUAUACGUACGUUAGUAGCUUCAACAAUAUUACGAUUGAUUUUCUCUAUAGGGCCAGAACCAACGUUAUGGUUACUCGGUUUUGUUACGGUUGUAUUGAAAGUUGUACAUCUUAUAAGUAUUAUAGGUAAUCAGGGCACUUUAACAAAGAGCAUAGAGCAAAUAGUGACAAAUGUCGAAAUUUUGUAUCAUAUAUCGUAUCUUAUAUUUUGUGUUCUUGGGAUUUGUAUGCAUCCGUUUUUCUACUCUGUUUUACUCUUCGAUGUAGUUUACCGUGAAGAAACGUUGCUCAAUGUAAUAAGAUCUGUUACGAGAAAUGGAAGAUCUAUUAUACUCACCGCUGUAUUGGCAUUAAUUCUAGUUUAUAUGUUCUCCAUUAUUGGUUUCAUGUUCUUUAAAGACGACUUCUUAGUAACAGUCGAUGGCACUCUUGUUUCAUCGUAUACGGAAGGUAGCGUAGGAACAUGUAAUGUUGCGGAGAAUGAUAAAUGCGAGGCAACUGAAACGGUCUCCCAAUACAUUCGAGAAGUGAAUGAAAAAGACAGCCAGGGAGAAGUAAUUAAUGCCGGCGGAGAGUUUAAAGAACGGGCAUGCGAUUCUUUGGUAAUGUGCAUUGUCACAACUUUGAAUCAAGGUUUACGAAAUGGCGGUGGUAUUGGCGAUAUUUUACGAGCACCUUCCAGUAUUGAGCCGUUGUUCGUUGCUAGGGUCGUAUACGAUUUACUGUUCUUCUUCAUCGUAAUAAUCAUUGUUCUGAAUCUCAUUUUUGGUGUUAUCAUUGAUACUUUCGCUGAUCUCAGAUCAGAGAAACAACAGAAGGAAUUGAUAUUGAAGAACACUUGUUUCAUAUGCGGUUUGAAUAGAUCAUCUUUCGACAACAAGACAGUGUCAUUCGAGGAACACGUGAAACACGAGCACAAUAUGUGGCAUUAUUUGUAUUUCAUUGUUCUGGUGAAAGUAAAAGAUCCCACAGAAUUCACAGGACCCGAGUCGUACGUCUACGCCAUGGUGAAGGACCGAAAUCUGGACUGGUUCCCGAGAUUGAGGGCGAAAUCAUUGGCAGCGGACGAGGGAGAAGGGGAACAAGUAGAAUUAAGAAGUUUACAGUCACACUUAGAGUCUACGCAACAGUUAGUGAAAUGUUUAUCUCAGCAACUCACCGAGCUUCGUGAUCAGAUGACGGAGCAACGAAAACAAAAGCAGCGGCAAGGCCUUUUGAAUACUGCAUCUGCAUUAAUACACAAUGUACCCACGUAAGCAUAGGUUGUGUUCAACAUUUCAUCUAAUUUUUAAUUAUUCAUGAAUCUCAAUUUGAUACUCUGUAAUGAUAUUUGAUGCAUACGUUUUUGUGUGUUCUUAAGAAGCAUUUAAAGACACAGUGAAAUAACUUUUGGGGUAACACGAAGAAGCAUUUGUGCGGUUUUGUUCCUACUUUUAAAGAAAACGAUUCGUUUAACAUACUAUCAUUAAA
Messenger RNA from Dufourea novaeangliae, 8523 nucleotides. It is a transcript of the gene Itpr, whose product is annotated as inositol 1,4,5-trisphosphate receptor. Gene Ontology annotation, cellular component: membrane; endoplasmic reticulum. Bases 120 to 8309 code for a protein of 2729 amino acids. The transcript has 46 exons. Gene Ontology annotation, biological process: calcium ion transmembrane transport. Gene Ontology annotation, molecular function: inositol 1,4,5 trisphosphate binding; inositol 1,4,5-trisphosphate-gated calcium channel activity. NCBI's taxonomy places the organism in Eukaryota, Metazoa, Arthropoda, Insecta, Hymenoptera, Halictidae. The record is from RefSeq and is a predicted model, not a curated record.